AUGAAAUUCACGUUGCCUGAAAACGCCUUCCCCGAGUUAAUUCUAUCGAAGGAACAGCAGCAAGAACUGAUUGACGAAGCUGAGACGGUGGUGCGAGAUACUCUCGCUGCAAAUGAAGCCUUCCGCGCUGAUGGGGCCACGUUCAAAGACCCGAGAUGGAAAUUGGUCCGCGCAAAAGACGGACUAAAUGAAAUGCGCCGUCCUGCGGGGUUCCAGAUGAUACUUCAUGGAGCUGUGGACGGCAAGUUGGAUGACGCGAUGUUCGGGACCUUCGCCGCCACAAAUCAGGCCUGGAUGUGGCGUAGCUCCCAUAUCAACGACCGUCUUGACGACGCGCGUGUACUGGCGACUAUAAGAGGACCUACAAAGGAAGACCCAUUCCGGUUUCUAGGCGUGAAAUGGUUCGUCAAAGAGCGUCCUGCUGUCCUGACGGGUCUAGUUCAACAGCGAGACUACCUCAUUCUCGAGGCCACGGGGCUUACUGUGGACUCUCAGGGCGAAAAAGUGGGCUACUACCUCAUGCAUUCCAUCAAACUGCCUCGAAUGGUCCCGGAAUUAAACGAAUUGGGUCUUCUUCGAGGAGUUUUGAGUCUUUGUUUCAUCGAUCGUCAGCGUGGGAAAAAUAAGGUUGAAAAGUACUGUCGCAGUUUCAGCGACCCUCGAGGCAAAAUCAUUGAUCGAGUGGCUGUUGCCGUCACCGCCGAGUCGCUGAUCUGUGCUGCCAGUAUCGUCGACUAUGCGUAUAUCAAGAAGCUGACGUGGCUGAUGAGGCACAAAGGCGGUCAAAGUGCGUCGAAUGAGCAUCAGAUUCGACGUGAUUCUGGACCGCGACCCAAAUGUUGCGAAAGCUGUGGCAAAAGUUUUGCCAAAUUUUCAUUUUCGAGCGCUGGAAUGGGUGCAGAUUGCCAAAUUUGUCGCCGCGUGGUGUGCAGUAAGUGCAGCGUCGUCAAGAAAAUGACAGUAGAUGUGUCGAACACUGGCGCAGUGAAACAAUGCGCACUACGGUUCUGUCUCGAGUGUCUACAUGAAGCAAAGGAGCUGUAA
Messenger RNA from Phytophthora infestans T30-4, 1044 nucleotides. RefSeq lists its product as uncharacterized. The transcript has 2 exons. The coding region runs from base 1 to 1044 and encodes 347 amino acids. NCBI's taxonomy places the organism in Eukaryota, Oomycota, Peronosporomycetes, Peronosporales, Peronosporaceae. The record is from RefSeq and is a predicted model, not a curated record.